AUGUCGGCGGCGGCGGCGGCGGGCUGGCAGGCGCCGUGGCGGGCGCUGGGCGCGCUGGGCCGGGAGCUGGCGGCCGAGUGGGCGGCGCAGGACGUGCGGGCCGCGCUGUGCCAGCUGCUGCUGCUCUGGCUGGGCCUCAGCCUGCUGGGCGUCCGCCUGGCCUGGCGCGCCUACGGCGGGGCGGUGGCCGCGCUCUGCUACCGGACGGGGCCCGCCGCCCGCCGGCCUCCCGGCACCGGCACCGGCCUGGGCCCCGGCCCCGCCUCCGGCCCCGGCCCCGCGCCCGCCCGGCCCCGCGCGCACUCCCUCUCCCCCGCCGGCCCGGCCGGACGCAACGGCGCCGCCGAGCGGCACUGCCCGCCCCGAGAGGGCCUGGCCGCAGAGCCGGCGAAGACGCACCGGGAGUGA
Messenger RNA from Gavia stellata (red-throated loon), 408 nucleotides. RefSeq names its product T cell leukemia translocation altered (gene TCTA). The record is from RefSeq and is a predicted model, not a curated record. NCBI's taxonomy places the organism in Eukaryota, Metazoa, Chordata, Aves, Gaviiformes, Gaviidae. The coding region runs from base 1 to 408 and encodes 135 amino acids. The transcript has 2 exons.